AUGGCAGAGAAGCUAGGCAUAGCUGGAGCCUUGCAGCGCCCUACUACUUCAAUCAUCUUUGGAGAUGCAACUACUAAGUCUCCUCUUGGAGUGUUCAAGAAUUAUCACUUGAAAAUUGGAGAAUGCAUCAUCCAAACUGAUCUCACUGUGAUGGAAAUGGAAGAAGAGAAGGAUUUGCCUCUUAUUGGGAACCCCUUUCCUUAUACCAAUCUCAGUUCUAAGAGUCAUGGAGCUACAAAGGUUGUGAAGGAAAGGGUUGACAAGGAACCAAGAGUUGGGAAGGAUAAGGAUGAGAGAGGACCAAGGAUUGAGAAGCCACGUCUUGAGAGGGCUAGAGUUGAGAAACCAGAUUGA
This is a messenger RNA of Microthlaspi erraticum, 354 nucleotides long. The record is from the annotation of a GenBank genome assembly. Lineage: Eukaryota; Viridiplantae; Streptophyta; Magnoliopsida; Brassicales; Brassicaceae.